AUGUCUGGUUUCGUUAAAAUAGCCAUCGAUGAUUACUAUUCAGACAAUAAUUGGACCACCAUCAUCAAUAAAUAUUGGAUGCUGGCUGAAAGAGUGUCUGAUCCCAGAGUGCAAGGAUGGUUCCUUUUCGAUACUCCGAUAGCCACCUUCGCGAUGGUGGUUGCGUAUCUUGCAGCAGUAUUAAUCCUGGUACCUCUGUACAUGGAGAACAGAAAACCCUUCAGCCUCAAGAAGACCCUGAUCUGCUACAAUGCCUUCCAGGUGUUGCUGUCGCUGUACAUGUUUUACGAGCACUUGAUGUCGGGUUGGUGGGGUGACUACAGUCUCACAUGCCAGCCUGUGGACUACAGUGACAGUGAAAAAGCUAGAAGAAUGCUGCAUCUCUGUUGGGUGUACUACUUUUCUAAACUAUCAGAGUUCGCGGACACCAUAUUUUUUGUUCUUCGCAAGAAGAAGAGCCAGAUAACUUGGCUGCACUUGUACCAUCACUCGCUGACGCCGUUCGAAGCCUGGCUCUUAGUUAAAUUCAUUGCAGGUGGUCAUGGAACCUUCUCGAACAUCGUCAAUAAUCUAGUCCACGUGAUCAUGUACGCCUACUAUAUGAUGGCAGCCAUGGGCCCACAGUACCAGAAGUAUUUGUGGUGGAAGAAACACCUCACCACACUUCAGCUAAUCCAGUUCUUCAUGGUUUUGUUCCAUUCAAUCAGUGCUCUUGUGUAUGACUGCGGAUAUCCUAAGAUCAUCGCCAGCGGUUUAAUCCUACAUUCAACGAUAUUCAUAGUACUCUUCACGAAUUUCUACAUGAAAGCCUACAAAGACGGACGCGUUUCACCGAAAAUAGAAUCAUGCAACAACAACAACACUUACAUCAGCAACAGUCACAUCAAGAACAACAGUCAAGACUACACGGAACUGUUGAAACAGAAAGUGCAAUGA
Messenger RNA from Danaus chrysippus (African queen), 936 nucleotides. The record is from the annotation of a GenBank genome assembly. NCBI's taxonomy places the organism in Eukaryota, Metazoa, Arthropoda, Insecta, Lepidoptera, Nymphalidae.